AUGGCAACACACGCCGAGACUGCGUGCCACCCCGCCGCCGGCUCGCAGCACGCCGUGGGUCCUAAGUGCACGCCUUCUUCCGGUUUCCUCCGUCAGGACCAAUCAGCGCUCAGCGCGCCCGUCAGACAAAAGCAAUGGAAUAAUCCUGCUCGUCAUUUCAGCCGAGUAGAAGCCUGUCUUUCUCUUGCUGAGUCAAUCACAGCCUUGCUUGCUCAUCACCACGCUUUUCCUCCACUCCCGGGAGGUACGACGUGUGGAUUCCCCAGCCCCUGGGCCACACUCACACAUGGGUGUGUACAAGGACACAAACCAGUGCACAGGCUUCAUCCUCUUCUCCUCUCUGGUCCAGAGUCACACUGGUGUUACGGGAUUCAAGCCAAGGCCUCCAACUACACCUGCCUGGGGCCAGAGAGGUGGGCAGGAGACUGUCAAAAGGACCGUCAAUCCCCCAUCAGCAUUGUUACCAGCAAGGCGAAGCUAAGAGAAGACCUGAAGCCCUUCUCCUUCUCUGGCUAUGACAGGAAGCAUAAGUGGACUGUCCAAAACAAUGGACACUCAGUCAUGGUGCUGCUGGGGGAAGGGAUCAGCAUCUCUGAAGGAGGGCUGCCAGCCAAGUACCAGGCCAAGCAGCUGCACCUGCACUGGUCCAGGGAGCUGGACAGCGGCUCUGAGCACAGCCUGGAUGGGGAGCGCUUUGCCAUGGAGAUGCACAUAGUCCAUGAGAAGGAGAAGGGGGUGCUGCUGAGGAGGGAAGAUGAGGACCGGAACGCGGGAGAUGGGAUCGCAGUGCUGGCCUUCCUGGUGCAGGCUGGAUCUAAGCACAAAGGCUUCCAGGCCCUGGUGGAGGUGCUGGAUGACAUCGCCACCCCUACUCAGGGGGUGGUGCCCAGCCUCAGUCACAGUCCCCACAGAGCUACAGGGCCUCUGAGAAGGGAGCCCCCACCCCCCACCCCCAGCUCCCUGGCUGAGCAAGCGCUGGUCCUUCCCCAGAUCCUGGCCUUCUCCCAGAAGCUGUACUUCGACAACCAGAAGCGGCUAAGGCUGACGGACAACUUCAGGCCCCUGCAGAACCUCCGGGGGCGUCUGGUGCUGAAGUCCCAGGCUGCGGGAGCCCUGCUGCCCUGGGCCCUGCCCUCACUGCUGGCCCCUCUGCUCGCCCUGCUGGCCGGCCUCUUUCCCUGAGGACUCGCUUCUGGACAUUUGACUUCUGACCCUGGCUCCUUGAGGGCUGGGGCCUCUGUUCCUGGGACUCCCUGGGAUGGACUUGGGGCAUGAUUAACAUAUGGAUCUAUUUUUAGAGAAA
Messenger RNA from Echinops telfairi (small Madagascar hedgehog), 1303 nucleotides. It is a transcript of the gene CA4, whose product is annotated as carbonic anhydrase 4. The transcript has 7 exons. The record is from RefSeq and is a predicted model, not a curated record. Bases 1 to 1182 code for a protein of 393 amino acids. Gene Ontology annotation, molecular function: zinc ion binding; carbonate dehydratase activity. Gene Ontology annotation, cellular component: plasma membrane. Lineage: Eukaryota; Metazoa; Chordata; Mammalia; Afrosoricida; Tenrecidae.